UCUCCGCCAUCCUAUGUGCGGUUGAGUUCUCUCCUCACCAUGUCUUCUCACAAGACUUUCAGGAUCAAGCGAUUCCUGGCCAAGAAACAAAAGCAGAAUCGUCCCAUUCCUCAAUGGAUUCGAAUGAAAACUGGCAAUAAAAUCAGGUACAACUCCAAGAGAAGACAUUGGAGAAGAACCAAGCUGGGUCUAUAAGAAGCAAGCUGGGUCUAUAAGAAGUGGUCUUAACAUGUGUGGCACACAUGUUAAGACCACUUUUUUACGCAGCCAAAUCACAAUGAGAACAUCACUACAGUAAUGCUUGGCUCCUGAUGCUAUUUCCUCACUAUCAGUCUGAGACCCAGUAAUAAAUAUGAAACAUUGGAAAAAAAAA
Bubalus bubalis (water buffalo) is the source of this 373-nucleotide messenger RNA. RefSeq names its product 60S ribosomal protein L39. Bases 40 to 195 code for a protein of 51 amino acids. Gene Ontology annotation, molecular function: structural constituent of ribosome. Gene Ontology annotation, cellular component: cytosolic large ribosomal subunit; ribosome. The transcript has a single exon. Gene Ontology annotation, biological process: translation. The record is from RefSeq and is a predicted model, not a curated record. NCBI's taxonomy places the organism in Eukaryota, Metazoa, Chordata, Mammalia, Artiodactyla, Bovidae.